AUGGCUCACACGAAUGAGAAGAUUUUUACUUACGACUACGUGGUCAUUGGUGGGGGUACAAGUGGUGCGGUUGCAGCGCAACGUUUGGCAGAAGGAGAUACAAACUCUAGUGUGUGUCUUUUCGAGGCUGGUCCGAGUUAUGAAGAAAUCGCCAAUAGUCGUAUACCGGACGAGCUGCCACACAGUCCCGUAGAAGGCGAAGGAGUCAUUGCAGCAUUUACUCUUAUAUUCGAACCACAAGCAAGAGGUACCGCACGACUCUCGUCCAAGGACACAACAAGCAAACCAAUCAUCGAUCAUGCCUAUCUUGAAAAUGGUCUCGGUGUAGCUGUAUUUGCUGAAGGUUGUCGAAUCGGGCAUGAAGUGUUAAUGAAAGGUCGAGGAACAAAAAAUAUAAUUGUUGGCCCAUGGCCGAAAGCAAUAUCCCAUCCAAUGAAUUUGGCUGGUUAG
Rotaria sp. Silwood2 is the source of this 450-nucleotide messenger RNA. Lineage: Eukaryota; Metazoa; Rotifera; Eurotatoria; Philodinida; Philodinidae. The record is from the annotation of a GenBank genome assembly.